This is a messenger RNA of Pseudogymnoascus verrucosus, 1596 nucleotides long. RefSeq lists its product as uncharacterized. The transcript is spliced from 2 exons. The coding region runs from base 198 to 1172 and encodes 324 amino acids. The record is from RefSeq and is a predicted model, not a curated record. NCBI's taxonomy places the organism in Eukaryota, Fungi, Ascomycota, Leotiomycetes, Thelebolales, Thelebolaceae.
AUUUAACCACACGCCGGCUAUUCCAUUACAUGGCCGGACGAGAAAAAGCCUCGUAGACGACGUGAUAUUACUUCCGUCGAAUGCCCCAACUCCUCCAGCCAAAUAUUAAAAAUACCCAUAACCACUUCAGUUCCUCUGCUUUUACGAUCUUCAACACCACUUGACUGCUUCCAACAACGCUCAUUACGUUGUAAAAUAUGUCCACCACACAACCACAAGAACGCAAGCCUGUGUUCCUCCUCUCACACCCCCGCACGGCGUCGAACCUCUUCAUGAAAAAUUUCCAAUCCCACCCUGAAGUCGUCCCUGUUGAAUAUCCAUUCAUAAACUCGUUCUUAUUCGGAACUGAAGCACAAUGUGACCGCAAGGGCCCGGAAAGAGAUGCGGCUCGAAUCCAAUUCCAGGAGAAUAAAGAAGCACCAAAGUCGUAUCACGAGGCUUUCAAGAAGCUCGAAGAAGUCAUUCGCAGAGCCGGCGAGCAGGAAAGGGUAGCAUUGGUGAAAGAGCAUAUUUACGCAUUUCUUAAGCCGUCGGUAAUUGACAGCAACAUCGAAACCCCUCGGCCACCUCGCGCCACUCCCCAGCUGCAACAGAAUGAUGCUGAGGUGAGAAUUUCAACUAACCCGACAUUGCUUCCCGACCACUUCAUGCUCUCGGUUUCACCCGUUUUCCUGAUUCGCCACCCGGCACUGGUAUUUCCCUCCUGGUACAAGAUUAGUACGAGUACCUUUGGCGCAGAUAUUGACGAUUGCGAAUUUCCAGUGGAAGUCUCCUUUCGUUGGUCUCGCAUUCUUUACGACUGGUAUUUGAACACAUGGUCAAAGGCCACGUCAAACUCCCCACUGAACCAGCAUCGCAAGCCAGCUGUGAUCGACGCGGACGACACGAUGUCCGAUCGCGCUGCUCUGGAGCGUCUAUGCCAGCAGCUUCAGCUCGACCCACAGCAGCUUAGCUUUGAGUGGCAAGUUGCGAAGACCGGGUUUCUUCCGUGGCUCUCUUCUAUCCAGAAAUCCACUGGUGUGGACAUGUCAAAGCUAUCCAAGGGCGUCGACACCCAGCAGGAAUUUGUGAAGUGGGAACACGAAUUUGGUUCUCAUGUGGCACACAAAUUGCUGCAUUUUGUUGAGCUGGCCAUGCCGGACUACGAGUACUUGCUAGCCCAACGGGGUUGAUCUUAUUGAGAGACUGGUCUUUGAAUGGGGGCAGCUGGAGAACUGACGAUCGCCGUGCGUAGUACAGCAUCUUAUCAUGGGUUUGAAUCGGCCAGAGUCCGUUAGUAAAUAAACUGUGUUGAAUUACACAAUGGGAAUUUCUAACUGGCCUUGAAAAUACCCGAAGGAUUUAUGUGUCCGAGUUGAGUUACACAAGGGAUAAUGACCGACGAAACACGCAUCGCUGUUACAUCUUGAGCCAUGAUAUUCAUUACCACUAUUCCAUUCUUGAGCAUCAAACCAAAGCCUUAGCAAAGAUCACUUUCAAGAUGCGGCUGCUCUAAUCACCUAGACCCGUAUCUUACGCGUCAAAAGCUUGCUUGCACUUUGGAUUUCCAGAGUUUCUAUUUCUGUUUAACUUGAGCAUGGAAUCCUUGUUAGCGUA